AUGGCCGAUCAGACCGAAAACACGAGUGCUUCGUGGGGAGAGGGCUUCACGCAUCAAUACGAGUCCGUGUUAAUCCAAUCAGCAGUGCGACUUGGUGGACAAGGCGCGUGCUAUCACCGAUUAUUCGGCGUUCGUGAUGCUCGCGUACGAGCUCUUAGCAAACUAGAGGCCGCCUCCACGUUGGCCAAGGACCAACAGAAAGAAGAAUUCAUGACGUACCAGAACCAGCUGCAUCCGUCGCCAGUAAGCCCCACCGAGCAGGAACGACCGUGA
Phytophthora nicotianae INRA-310 is the source of this 273-nucleotide messenger RNA. RefSeq lists its product as hypothetical. The transcript has 3 exons. The record is from RefSeq and is a predicted model, not a curated record. The coding region runs from base 1 to 273 and encodes 90 amino acids. Lineage: Eukaryota; Oomycota; Peronosporomycetes; Peronosporales; Peronosporaceae.